Messenger RNA from Monoraphidium neglectum, 1704 nucleotides. RefSeq lists its product as hypothetical. The record is from RefSeq and is a predicted model, not a curated record. The transcript has 12 exons. NCBI's taxonomy places the organism in Eukaryota, Viridiplantae, Chlorophyta, Chlorophyceae, Sphaeropleales, Selenastraceae. The coding region runs from base 1 to 1704 and encodes 567 amino acids.
AUGCGAAAGCCUCGGAUCCUGAAGCCGGGCGACGGCACCAGCACCGGCGCUCGGCAGGCUCAGCCUGGGGCGGCGGAGGACGUUGUUGUGGUGGGUGCGGGGGCGGCAGGCCUCACGGCGGCCUACUUUGCAGCUCAAGCCGGCGCACAGGUGCUGGUGCUGGAGCGCACCCGGGAGGCCGGCAAGAAGAUACUCAUGAGCGGGGGCAGCAGAUGCAACAUCCUGCCGCUGGUGGCUGACCUGGACACCGACUUCUUCACAGAGUCGUCGCGCAGCGCACUGAGGGCCGCCUUCGCCACCUGGACGCUGGAGGGCGCCAAGGAGUGGCUUGAGGAUGACAUUGGUCUGGCCCUGGAGCUGGAGGAGGCCAACGCAAAGUGGUUCCCCGCCUCCAACUCUUCCCGUGACGUGAGGGACGCCCUGGUGGCGGCCUGCAGGCGGGCAGGGGUCCAGUUCAGGUACGACUCGAGCCUUGAGGGCCUGGAACAGUGCAGCAGCAGUAAAAGCAGCCGCAGCAGUAGCAGCGAUGAUGUCGGCGACAAUGACGGCAGAAACGGGGACAGCAGCAGCAACAGCAGCAGUCGCAAUAGCAGUAGCAGCGGGACUGAGGUGGGUGCAGCAGGGGAUGCAGGCCAGAUCGAAAUCGGGGGCAGCAGAGGUGCCAAUACUGGGGGCAAGGGCAAGCGCAAGCGUGUGACGGGCGGCGGCGCGGAGCGCUGCGACUGGGUGUGCCGCCUGGCAGGCGGCACUGGCGUGCGGGCGCGCACCGUGGUGCUGGCUACUGGGGGCCUGUCCUUCCCUGCUGUUGGGACGGACGGCACUGGCCACCGCAUCGUCGCGAAGCUGGGCCACUCGCUGGCGCAGCCCUACGCGGCCCUCACGCCCCUCCUGGGCCGCCACCCCGGGGGGGAGCAGCUGGCCGGCCUCACGCUGCCCUCUGUCAAGCUGUCAGCACACCGCGCCGCCCCGGCCCCCGCCGCCGAUGACGCGAGCGGCGCAUCAGGAAGCGGCGAAGGCGGCGGCCCGGGGGGCGGCAAGAAAGCCAAGGGCAAGGGGGGCAACAAGGGCGGCGGCGGCGGCGCGUCCGUGGCUGUGGCGCAGCGGGGCGGGUUCCUGUUCACGCACAAGGGUUACUCUGGGCCUGCGGUGCUGGACCUGAGCCACAGGGCUGUGGUGGCGCUGGAGAGGGGGGAGACGCCGCCAGUCAUCCGUGCCAACUGGACGGGUGACGCCCCCGAGGACUGGGACGCCCGCCUGCGCCAGGGGGGGCCGGCCCUGGUGGCCACCCUGCUGCAGCGGGGCGGGCUCAAGGAGCGCCUGGCCCUGGCACUCUGCAGCGCACUGGGCAUCACGGGGCGCACGGCGGCACAGCUGCGCAAGGAGGAGCGUGCCGCGCUGGUGUCGGCCCUCACGGCCUACCCCCUGGACCUCACGGGGCACGAGGGCUACAAGAAGGCCGAGGUCACCGGCGGCGGGGUGCCCCUCAACCAGAUCAACUGCCGCACGGGGGAGAGCACGGUGCUGCCGGGCCUCUUUUUGUGUGGUGAGAUCGUCGACGUCUUCGGCCGCAUCGGGGGGUUCAACUUCCUGUGGGCAUGGAUAUCCGGCCGCGCUGCGGGGCUGGGGGCCGCGGCGGCGGCCGCCGAAGCAGCUGCCGUGACGGGGGCGGCGGCGGAGAGGUUGCCGGUGCGAGGCGAGCCGUAA